Molecule: messenger RNA, 2278 nt
Organism: Puntigrus tetrazona (Sumatra barb)
Lineage: Eukaryota; Metazoa; Chordata; Actinopteri; Cypriniformes; Cyprinidae
Gene: slc35b1
Product: solute carrier family 35 member B1
Exons: 9
Coding region: 497-1486 (329 amino acids)
Biological process (GO): UDP-galactose transmembrane transport
Cellular component (GO): Golgi membrane; endoplasmic reticulum membrane
Molecular function (GO): UDP-galactose transmembrane transporter activity; UDP-glucose transmembrane transporter activity
Source: RefSeq, a predicted model, not a curated record
CCUUCUACUCCAGUGUCAUUUGACGCGUCAAAUGAAAACAUUUAUUAGAGACAGCCCGAGCGGUAGUUAUCAUCUGCUAACACUAAAUGUCAUAAACAGAUCGUUAACUCAGUACCUCGAGCAGAGAAUUACGUGAACGUUUCCUCGCGAACGAACGCCGCGUUUUUACCUGCAUUCGUUUUCAGGAUGCGGCUGUUUGGACACAGCUAGCGCGCGGCUCACUUACGUUAACGCGACCGGUCUGUAAAUCGCAUAAAGAAAACGUCCGGUAGUACUAGCGGAGGUAAUACCGUUGCAGCUGUAAGUCGCUUUCAGGCUGUAGAUGUAAUAGCAGAGGAAGGGGCGCCUGGUCAUCAGAGCAGAGAAGAGGGGGACCUAGAGUCGCGUCAUCAUUUCCGGGCUACCGAGCGCCGGUAGAGUGGAUCGGGACGCAGGAGCGCGGGGUACGGGGAGCGGAGCGGUGUCCGUGUCUAUACCGAGACUGCUGGACGAUAGCAUGGCCGCCGGGAAGGCAGCGAGCAAGCCGUCUCUCUGGCAGAACGAACGGCUCCGGUUCAUCGUGUGUUUCUGCGGAGUGUUCGUGUGUUACUUCUAUUACGGGAUCCUGCAGGAGACGAUCACGCGAGGAGACUACAGCCAAGCGGGGAAGAAGGAGAAGUUUCGUUACGCCACCACGCUAGUCUUCAUCCAGUGCAUCAUCAACGCGGCCUUCGCCAGGCUCUUAAUCCAGUGUUUCGAGGGCUCGAAGCAGGACCACACGAGAAGCUGGCUGUAUGGCGUGUGCUCUCUGUCUUACCUGGGCGCCAUGGUGUCCAGUAACUCGGCCCUGCAGUAUGUCAACUACCCCACGCAGGUGUUGGGGAAAUCCUGUAAACCAAUUCCGGUGAUGAUUCUGGGUGUCACAAUCCUGAGGAAGAGGUAUCCCAUGGCUAAGUAUCUGUGUGUGUUUCUAAUCGUCACCGGGGUCGCCCUGUUCCUCUACAAACCCAACAAAGGCUCCAGCACAUCAGACGAACACACGUUUGGCUUUGGAGAGAUGCUGCUGCUGCUGUCUCUGACUCUGGAUGGGCUGACAGGUGUAGCUCAGGACCACAUGAGGGCACGGUUCCAGACCGGAGCCAAUCACAUGAUGCUGAACGUCAACAUGUGGUCCACAUUGGUCCUUGGAAUAAUUGUGCUUUGGACCGGGGAGGUGUGGGAGUUUUUGUCAUUUGCUGACCGCUAUCCUGGCAUCAUCUAUAAUAUCCUCCUGUUCGGGAUCACUAGCGCUCUUGGACAGACCUUCAUCUUCAUGACUGUGGUGUAUUUUGGGCCGCUCACCUGUUCCAUCAUCACAACCACGAGGAAGUUCUUCACCAUCCUGGGGUCUGUGCUGCUGUUUGGGAACAUCAUCAGCACUUUGCAGUGGUUUGGUACCAUCCUCGUCUUCCUUGGCCUUGGACUGGAUGCCAAAUUUGGAAAGUCUCCUAAAAAGAUGACGCGCUGAAGCCUGGAACCCUUUGUGUGUGUGCGUGUGUGCGUGUGUGUGUGUGAGUGAGUGUGCGCGCGCCUGCGUCUGGACCCCUGUGACAAACAUAGACGUUUAUUCUAAACACUCUAACUCCAUCAUUAGUGUACUUAAGAGGUGAUGUUUUAGCACUCAAAAUAUUAUUACGCUGAUGUUCUGAACAUUUAAUUAUGGGAUAUAUUUGCCCAUCAUCGCAGAAUGGUAUCCAUGGUAACAGAGGGACAGUGCAAAAGCGUGUCUGCGCCUAAUCAUAAUCUGUCAUGCUCAUAAGGUGAAAUCAAAAAGAAAAGUUUGGAUAAAGAUCCAAUUUAAAAAGUCUACAAAAGGUAGACACACCACAGCCGAUUAUAGUUCCUGGAAAGACUCCCUCCAGCAAGCCAACCACUGAAUUUUUUAACUACCACAGUUCCUACUUUUGACACAUUUCUAUAUAUACCUCCUAGACAUUUGAGAAGUCAGAUAGGUGUGUUCUGCCUUAAUUGUAGUCUUAAUUUAGGCAGUAUAUUGUGAAACGUCUUACUGUCAUUGCAUUCCCCAAAAACUGUAUGUGUGUGGUGUGUUUACAAACACCUGUAUAGAUUAUUUGUCACAACAUGGCUUUUUCAUACAAGAUGUCAUAUUUAUAUUCAUGUGUCUCAUAUGUCUUGUUUAAAGCCAGCAAAACAAUAUUUAGAAAGUUGGCAUUUUUUUACGAAAAAAUAAUAAAUCAAACUCUGCAAUAUACUGUAUCCUUAUGUCGGAAUAAAAAUGGAAUUUUCUAGAUUAAUUCUA